AGACUUUCUACUUACGGCAGAUGUCACAGCCCUAAGAAAAUUGUUCAAAUUUUUUUUUAUUUCGGACAUGAAAUUUUAUAAUUUAUUAUUUCAACAUAAGACUGUCCACAUGUAAUUUCUAUUUUCGGACAAGCAGCUUCGGACAUGGGUAGCUUCAAAAAUCUUAUUUACAAACUUCUUUUCGUUUCGUUUUCUUUUCCCUGAAACAACCAAACCUUCCAUUCCAGUUUUUGCAAUUAUUUGAAAUAAUAAUUCGCCCAUAUCACUGGAUUUAUUAUAUCUAAGUUUCCCGAAUACAAUAUUUAGCAUUAAUAUUUUCACACGGUGGCAGUAAGUCAAAUCUUGAUAUUGUGAAUACGCGCUGAACAUUCCAUUGUUUAGAUAAGGAAACCGAAGUUGAAAACCCGGAAAUCUAACUCGUACAUUAUGUUCUUUCGAAUUCUUUCCAGGAGAAAUAUUUGGAUCAAAUCAAUGAAAUUGCUGUUUUGCAUUGGAACUAUAAUUAUUGUUUAUGAAGGCUUUAUUUCAAGACAAUCCAAAACUGUUCCAAAAGUGAAAGAAUAUGAUUCAUUUUUUGAUUCUCUCCAAACAGAACGGAAAAAUCGCAUUGCAGAUGUUUGUCAGAAAGAAAUGUCUAAAGAUCAAAGUCUAAACCAUGCAUCAGGCAAUUUUUUAUUUUACUCUUCUUUGAAUUUGUCUUACUGUGUCGUGGCUAAAGUAGGGUGUACCUUCUGGAUAUCUAUUAUUCGCUUUCUUCUUCGAGACUUUCCUGAAAACCUUCUCAAAACCCAUCCACUGGAUUUAACCAAAUAUAACGUCCACAGCGCAAGUAAACGGCUUAAACAUUUGACGAAAGACGUCGGAUAUUCAUAUUUAGUAAAUUCAACAAAAUUCUUUUUUGCCAGGAAUCCGUACUCGCGCCUUUUAUCUGGUUAUAUGGACAAAAUGAUGCUACCGGGCUAUUGGACUUCACUUUCCGUGGAUAUCGUUUCACUUACGAGGAACAAAACAAACACCAAGUGUGUUAACGACAUAACUUUUAGAGAAUUCUUACAUUACGUUGUCGUCUCAGAAACCAAGAAUUUCCACAGAAAUGGUCACUGGAUUCCAGUGUAUAAACUAUGUAAUCCUUGUAAAUGGAAGUUUGAUUAUAUUGGAAAACAAGAAACAUUUACGAAAGAUGCUAAAGUUAUUCUCGAAUAUUUUGGUUUAAAUUAUAUGAAAAACAGAAGUUAUUUACAAAAUAUGUUGCAUCAGACAUAUUCCCAAAGCGAAUAUACCUUUAGUUUCGCCAAUGUGGCAAACAAUAUUUGUAAUCAGUCGAUAGAAUUCAUUGCCAGGCGGUUGUGGUAUGUCUAUCAAAUGCAGGGUUAUAUACGUAACACGUCUCAAUUUAUUAUGCCACGUCUUGAACAGGGAGAGAAGCUUACUCUUGUGACGUUUCAAAAAUUAGUUGAACACGAAAUAAUUAGCAAUACUAUAACAUCUCUGGAAUCUUCAAAUCAGAGAAAAAAUUUUUGGCGGGAGUUUUUCUCAAAAAUUCCUACAACAUUGAUUAAGGAGAUUCAAAAGGUAUAUGAGUUAGAUUUUAAAUUAUUCGAUUACUCGUUCGAUUCCUACCAAUAAUAAACAACAGAUACGUUCAAAAUGUGCCUUGUUUUGGUGUAAUAACAAUCACUAUCAAGCCGCUGUCUUUUGUAGUGUUUUGUUCGAAUCAGUGACAAGAGGAUUUAGUGGCCUGUAUUCAUUGCGUGUUACAAGGGAUCAUCGAACCUUUGCCCUCGCCCGCUCUGGAAGGAAAGCAGGUAAGACCAAAACAAGACUGUUUUAGAAUAGAGCAUAAGGUCUUCUCGUCCUGCAAUCUUUCUUCAUAAAGAAGGCUUCAAAUAAAGAAAAGGAAAUGGUGAGUAUAAAACAUAUGAGAUGCAGACAUUAAAAUAACUCUGUUUAGUUUACCCUGGACAAAGGGCGAUGUUCCUGACGGUCACGUGCUCAUGCGACACCUUUACCUUGAUUCCCAAAGCGCGGAGCAGCGAACGAGGAUAUAUAAAGCAAAUGUCUUCCUCAACAAAAUAAAAAAAA
Octopus sinensis (East Asian common octopus) is the source of this 2082-nucleotide messenger RNA. RefSeq names its product carbohydrate sulfotransferase 11. Gene Ontology annotation, molecular function: sulfotransferase activity. Gene Ontology annotation, biological process: carbohydrate biosynthetic process. Gene Ontology annotation, cellular component: membrane. The coding region runs from base 427 to 1626 and encodes 399 amino acids. Lineage: Eukaryota; Metazoa; Mollusca; Cephalopoda; Octopoda; Octopodidae. The transcript has 4 exons. The record is from RefSeq and is a predicted model, not a curated record.